CUCUCUGUCUUUUUAGGGACCGUGUGUUGCCACUGGAUUUUAACCUCAUGAGAGUUGCUGAUGUAGAAUAUGACCUGGUGAGGCGACUGGCUAGUCCUUCUAGCCCAAAUAUAAAUUGCAAUUGUAACACUGUGUGGAGGUACUACUGCAGAGACAACAUCGGCUGGAGAGAAUACUCUGAGCCUGUUGUUCAGUUAAUCGAAGAUGCUGCAUACAGAGGAUUGAAGGAAGUCCGAUUCGUCACCCUGCAAAACCAGUAUAUACUAAACAUCAAAGAAGGGUUUCAGCAAAAUGCUGUCUUUGGUUUUAGAAGACAAAUCAAGAAAAGACCUCUCUUCCUUUCAACUGUCACCCUUAUGCCAUAUUUACAAACACUUGGUGGCAUUGCGACAGCAUUAAGCCCAGCGGCCAGGCUUGCGUGCAAUCCCCCACUGUCUCCAGGUGUCUCUACCUCAUCAAGUCUUUAUCCAGAAACUUGGGUGGCAAUGGAGGCUUUCCAAGAUUUUGUCCAGGUGCCAGUGUCCAAGGAAGACAAAAGCUACAGAACUGUUUACAGUCUCUUUCAUAAGACAGUGUCAGAGACCAAAUAUAAAAUAUUGAAAAUUAUGAGGGUCCAGAAUCCUUUCCUUUGGGAAAAAUAUAAAAGGAAGAAAGAGUACAUGUCCCGAAAGAUGACAGAAAUGGACCGCAUGUUAAACGAAAGACACUUGUUUCAUGGGACUUCUCAAGAUGUGGUGGAUGGCAUCUGCAAGCACAACUUUGACCCCCGUGUUUGUGGGAAGCAUGCAACCAUGUUCGGACAAGGCAGUUACUUUGCCAGGAAGGCGAUCUACUCACACAACUUUUCCAAACGCUCUUCAAAAGGAAUACAUUAUAUGUUUCUUGCCAAGGUCCUCACAGGAAAGUAUACCGUGGGUAACCCCACAAUGAGAAGACCACCACACAUCAAUGCUAUUGACCCUUCUAGCGACCUGUUUGAUUCUUGUGUCGAUAACUGGAUAGACCCACAGAUUUUUGUUAUAUUCAAUGAUGACCAGAGUUACCCUUAUUUCAUUAUAGAAUAUGAAGAAGUUUCUGACACUGUGUGCAUUUAACUGCUGCUCUGCUCUGCUAGGAAACGAAACAAUAAACUGCCAGUUCCAUGGAAAAGUAUUCAAACCUUAAUAUUCUGUGGCGCAGGGCUAAUGAGCCCCAGGUCUGCAUUCAGGAUUUGAACAUUACAAAAGGCCAAGACCUUCUUUCCUCUGACCUCGGGGAUCCCAGCACAGCAUGCUAACUAAAAUACUGUAUGUGACAAGACUGUUCAUAGCAGCUGCAUUGUAACGUGUAGGAUUUUCAAAUGCUGUAAAUAUUUAAUGAACGACCGUAGAGGAAAGCAAAUAGUAUAUAGUACUACUGCAGUCACAACUGUAAGACAUGUACAUAUGAUUUCAUUGUUUAUAUAUUUUAAAUAUGUGCCUUCUGUUUAUAAAAAAGGUUUAUUUAUGUCAGUAAAUGUUACAUUAAAACAAUGAAUUGUAUUGAAGCAUUUCACUGAAAAGCAAGGACUUUUGCUUUUAUCGUUAUGUGUUUUUCAUUACAAAUAAACAAAUAAUCAAAAUUA
Polypterus senegalus (gray bichir) is the source of this 1603-nucleotide messenger RNA. RefSeq names its product TCDD-inducible poly(ADP-ribose) polymerase. The record is from RefSeq and is a predicted model, not a curated record. Bases 48 to 1094 code for a protein of 348 amino acids. Lineage: Eukaryota; Metazoa; Chordata; Cladistia; Polypteriformes; Polypteridae. Gene Ontology annotation, molecular function: NAD+ poly-ADP-ribosyltransferase activity; zinc ion binding. The transcript has 4 exons.